This is a messenger RNA of Megalops cyprinoides (Indo-Pacific tarpon), 2666 nucleotides long. RefSeq names its product LIM homeobox 1a (gene lhx1a). Gene Ontology annotation, molecular function: DNA-binding transcription factor activity, RNA polymerase II-specific; RNA polymerase II transcription regulatory region sequence-specific DNA binding. Gene Ontology annotation, biological process: regulation of transcription by RNA polymerase II; neuron differentiation. The transcript is spliced from 5 exons. Bases 750 to 1967 code for a protein of 405 amino acids. Gene Ontology annotation, cellular component: nucleus. Lineage: Eukaryota; Metazoa; Chordata; Actinopteri; Elopiformes; Megalopidae. The record is from RefSeq and is a predicted model, not a curated record.
ACGAGGAGCGUCAAUCCCGCACAGAGAUGACACGCGCGCUCUCACCACAUUAGCACCGUACACUACACCGAGGACAACCACACAACCGCGGGGGGAAAGCACAUACCUGUUAGUUCAAUUGUUGGGGUGUGUUUGUUGUUUCUCUGCUAGUAUUCACCAGUGGACAAACGGACCUGUGGAAGUGCAUUAUUAUGUUUGUAGGCACGGUUGGUUUGCUGUGUAUCCGUGCUGCCCACAAAUAAUCUUCAGCAUUUAUUGUUAUCGCUAGUGCUCCUCCUUAUCGCACGGGGGGGCGUGAUCGUCGCCUGUGGUGCUUUAAGUAUAGCCAGUAUUUUGUACAUUUUUUUUUUUCAUGUGCAUUCGGUUUAUUUAUUUGCCUGUUCAUUUGAUGGAUGGAAGAGGAACCUGAAGAUUGAACUUAAAGUCUUGCAAGGCUGUGGUGCUACCUCAUACCUGAGAACUCAUCCUCCUGAUAUUUCACCGGCUUCACCUGGAUUUUGGACCGUGCGGAUCUGUUUUUUACUCACUUGGAGGGAGAGAGAGAAAGAGGGAGGGUGGGAGACCAAGAGGAGAGGCGCCGUUAUUUGAAUCUCCUUUUAACAAAUCGACACACGGCCCUCCAGGCGGACAAGGAACCAAAACCCUUUUAGUCCUCUUUUCCUUUUUAAAUAUAGAGCAUCAAAGAGUCAAACGAAAAACCUCAUCUUACAGAACGCCACGGUAGAAUAGUGGGAGCGAAUCCAAAGACCAUGGUCCACUGUGCCGGGUGCGAGCGGCCUAUUUUGGACAGAUUUCUUCUCAAUGUUUUGGACAGAGCGUGGCACGUCAAGUGCGUGCAGUGUUGCGAGUGUAAAUGUAAUUUAACAGAGAAAUGCUUUUCUCGUGAGGGAAAACUAUACUGCAAAAACGACUUUUUUAGGCGGUUUGGAACAAAGUGCGCAGGUUGUGCUCAGGGGAUCUCGCCGAAUGACCUGGUUCGGAGGGCGAGGAGCAAAGUGUUUCACCUGAACUGUUUCACGUGCAUGAUGUGUAACAAACAGCUCUCCACCGGGGAGGAGCUCUACAUCAUCGACGAAAACAAAUUCGUCUGUAAAGAAGAUUACCUGAGCAGCAACACCGCGAAAGAAACCAACCUACUCUCAGUUACAGCGUGCAGUGACCCAAGCCUAUCUCCAGAUUCUCAAGACCAGUUACAAGACGACGUAAAGGACUCAGAAAUUGCGAAUCUAUCGGACAAAGAAACGGGUAACAAUGAGAAUGACGACCAGAACCUCGGCGGAAAACGACGCGGACCGCGAACCACCAUCAAAGCCAAACAACUGGAAACGCUGAAAGCUGCGUUUGCUGCGACCCCGAAACCCACGCGACACAUCAGGGAGCAGCUCGCGCAGGAGACGGGGCUCAACAUGCGAGUAAUUCAGGUAUGGUUCCAGAACCGGAGGUCCAAAGAGCGGCGCAUGAAGCAGUUAAGCGCCUUGGGCGCGAGGAGGCACGCGUUCUUCCGGAGCCCGAGGAGAAUUAGAACAUUGGUGGAUCGGCUCGAACCCGGAGAGCUCAUACCAAACGGGCCUUUCUCCUAUUAUGGAGAUUAUCAAGGAGACUAUUACGGUCCUGGGGGCAACUAUGACUUCUUCCCCCAGGGACCCCCAUCCUCUCAGGCCCAGACCCCCGUUGACCUCCCCUUCGUGCCCUCCUCUGGCCCCACGGGCACCCCGCUGGGGGGCAUGGAGCACCCCCUCCCAGGCCACCACCCGUCCAGUGACGUGCAGCGUUUCUCUGACAUCAUGUCCCACCACCCAGGGGACUCCCCCAGCCCGGAGCCCGGCGUGCCAGGACCCCUGCACAGCAUCUCCUCAGAGGUGUUCGGCCCCAGCACCCCGUUUACCUCACUGUCCCUCAAUGGUAGCGGAUACAACAACCACCUCUCGCACCCCCCCUCAGAAAUGAACGAGGCCACUGUAUGGUAGCUCCAGGAAGGGACAAAGCAAAUGGACAAACCAUAAGAUGCGCAUUCUGGAAUGGCAGGAAAGGUGUUGGGGUGCUUGAGGCGGAGGGGCUAAGAACAGACACUCUGGGACGCUGGUCACUUUAUGUCAUUCACAUUUGUUUAUUUAUUGUUUUUUUUGUUUUGUUUUGUUUUGUUUUUUCUGCACCAUUUGGGGCAAGACAGAAAGGUCUUGGAGAAAUCAGCCGCAACCACAGACAGCUCAUUUGUGAACUUUUACCUUGAUAUUGUGUUGUUGUUUGGUUAUUUCCUUUUUUUCCCCAAAUCAGAAUGAGAAUCAAUCCGCAGGAAAGAGGGUUCAGCCACUCCCCUCCUGUGGGGUGAGCCCCAGGACUCUGAGGUUCAUGAUGAGAGGUGCCUCCAACCGGGGAAGAACCUCCAUUUUGAAAACAACUGAUUUUUUUGGAACACACAAACAUCACUUACUACUGUCAAAGACUGAAUGGCUCUAUAUAAAAAAAAACCCCAAGACAGUUGUUUUUCACAUUGGCCUGCGAUGCUGGCUCCAGGAAAGUAGGAAUGAAUCAGAGUCACAAUUUAUGGCGCUCAACACGUCCCUCAUAUUUAUUUGAAGGCUCCUCAGACCUCUUUGCCUCUUAAGGCUCUGCCAUAGUGACACUUAAACACUUUCCACAUUUUACAGUUUUUUUUUUUUCAGAAG